Molecule: messenger RNA, 3348 nt
Organism: Taeniopygia guttata (zebra finch)
Lineage: Eukaryota; Metazoa; Chordata; Aves; Passeriformes; Estrildidae
Source: RefSeq, a predicted model, not a curated record
AUGACACAAGGAGUCGGGCUGCUGACACAGCCACUACCCAAUUCCAGCGCACACGCUGCUCCCCUAACUCGCUUACCGGCUCAGCCAAGCAGCCGCUCUGCCCCGCGGAACCCCGGCCGCUGCUCCCGCGGCAGCCGCGGCUCCCGGCGCGCCGGGCCGGCUGCGCGCGCCCAGCAUCCCGGGAUCGCCGGCCCCGCGAGCCCGCGCGCUCGGCUCCGGCCUCUCCCGCCCCGCCGGGGCAGCGGCGGCGGCGCGGGGCGGCCCGGAACAUGCGCAGUGCCGCCGCCGGGCCCGUCCCCGCCGGGACCCCGCCAAGGGGGUCGGCGCAGGACGGGGGGGUCCCGGGGGUCCCCGCCGGCCCCCCCGCGCCCUCGCCGCGCAUGCGCGGCGCGGCGCCCCCCCCCGGACGGGCGGCGGGGGAGGGCGAGCGGCUCUCGGCUCGUCCCUUCUCGUCCUGGCCGCCGGUUUCCGCUGUCGGGGCCGCCGGUUCCUCAUGCCCGGCGAGCAGCUGCUGCUGCCGCCGCCACCGCGGCGCGCGGCGCCCUCACGGUUUGGCUCGGAGCGAAGGGGAAGACCAGGUCGGCGACACCCGCCGGUCCCCCGGGAGCGCUGGCGAGAGCAGCCCGCCCCGCUACUUACGCGCUCCCCCGCCUCCCGCCGCCGCCGGUGCCGCCGCUCCGCGGCCGCUCUGCCCCCGCUAUCACUCCUCGUCUUCACGGACAAGACAAUAUGGCGCCCGCUGGCGCUCACCCGGAAGUUAAAGGCGUCACGGAGCUGACCCUCGCCUGGCACACACGGGCGCCUUCCUCCGCCAUCUUUGCUGAGGGCGGCCGGGCGGCGCUCCGCGUUUCCCUCGCCGCGGCCGGAGCGCCAACGCCCGCUGCCGCCAUCUUUACUGCGGGCAGCCCCGCCGGUGGCGGGAGAGGGAGGCGGGGGCGCGCUCCUGCCGGGAGCGGGGAGAGUCUAGCGGGAGUGUCUAGCGGGAGUCACCUUCCCGCCUGCGGGACUGCCGGGAGGCCCACGGGACGCUCAUUAGCUCCGUGGCUCCACGGAUAACUUCUCGUCAGAGUGUGAACCGUGUUCCCAGUACGGGGUCGACAUGAAGAAGCACUGUCUUGUGGCUGGUCAGCAGAGAGCCGCUCAGCAGUCACAGCUUUUCUCAGGGUCAGUACUGCAGCCUGUAGGCAGAGCCAGUGUGGUGGUGGGGACAGACCAACUACAGCUACAGGAGCUCUUCCUGCAAGAGCUUUGCAAGCUCAUGGAUGCAGUGCUACAUGCAAAGUGACCGACACAUAAGGGGUUUCCCUGGAUACAUCAGGAUGGUUAAAUGUACUCUGAAGAUGUUAGAAUAACCACAACAAACAUCAGCAUGUUUCACAGUGCUUCUACCUUCUAAAAAGGCAGUAAUGGGAUCCACAAUGACACUUGAAGAACUGCUUGUCCACCGGUGGGGAGGAGGAAUAUACAAGAGAGGUUUGGCCUCUUACCUGGUGGAAUCUUUUCAGGUGGAGAAUAAGAAUCGCAGGAACUGAAGAAAUCAACAGCUGUUUCCGAGCAUUUGUGUAGACACCUUCCAUUUUCUUUUCUGUAUUUAUGAAUAUCAAAAUAAUAUGUAAAGUGAAGGCAGUCAUAUGGAAUUUUUAAAGUACUUUCUAAACAUCUGAUGGAACAGAUCUAUGCUGUGAUGUUUUUGUACAUAUAUAAAAAACAGCGGAAAUUUUGUAGAGUAACAAAAAUAUUUUCGCAUUCUUCUAGUUAAUAAAUAUAAUCUGUGAAAUCUGAGCAUUAUUUUAGCCAGUCUUGUGCAAAUCAGAUCAGAAGCUAGAAUCCUGUCCACUAUCUAGGUCAGCCUGCACACUGAGAUACCUAUAUUGUCUGUUACUAAAGCACCCAGCUUUCCUGUUAAAACCUAAAAUAAAUGGAUGAUCCCUGGAUAAAAACUGCAAGGCACAAGUCUAUUUAUCUAUGCUAAUGUCCUAAUCACUAAGAGUUUAGUUUUCCAUUCUUCAGUUCUUUCUGCAUGACUACAAAAAAGGUCUGAGGAGGGUUGUCUACUUCAGGAAGCUUCCUAACCUGCUGGCUACAGCAUUCAGGAUUUGGAUAUGUGGCCUCCAGACCCCCUACGGUGCAGAAGGCAUGGAACACAGGGUGCUUAUCAAAAGUAGCACAGUGAAAGCUCCACAGAAAAGCUCCAGAGUAAAAGGGAACAUGCCACUAGCAUUUGUUUUUGCUGAAAAAAUUAAUUUACUGGUUUUUUGUAUGUUCAAAAUAGAAUAGUUAAUUUGAGAUAUAAUGGAGCACUUAAUGUAUAAUUGGGUGACCUCUUACAUCUUUUGGUUUAGAAGGAAAAAAAUAAAUAAUUAGUUAUGAAUUGAUUUUCCUUUUCCAUGGUGCCUAUGGAACCAAGGUGUUAUAAAAGAGCACAGUCCAAUGAUGAUUAAAAGAAUGACUAUAAAAUACAAAUAAUUUUUCUGAAUUUACUCAUGUUUAACUUGUAUCUCUUCAAAUAAAUGCACAGAAAACAGGCAAUUUUUUGUUAUUAUACUAGCUCCCUUUAUUGUGUUUACAAAUUAUCAGAAGAGCUGAAAUUUUUAGUCUUCUGUAAUUCUAUAUAUAAAAAAAACCCCAACCCUCCAGUCCUUCUAAAAUAUUAUUUUUUCACAAAAUUUAAGUUGAUUUUCUUAUUCGGUGAAUUCUAAUGGUCUGCUUGGGCUAUACAACCAUCAAGGAAGACAUUGUCACAAGAAGGUACUUCUCUCUCAUCUCCAUUCUAACAAAUUUUUGGAAUUUUUUUUCCUGUCUUCAUUACAACUCUCUUUUUGCAUCUUUUCCACAUGUAAUUACAUUACUUCCCUGAGUAUGUAAGAUACUGGGGCUGAAUAUUACAGCAUAUAUUUCAAAGCUUUGAGAAUUGUAAGGAACAGAAACAGCAGCAAAUAUUAGUAUUGAGCAAUGCACAAACUCGGUCCACAGUCACCUUUAAAUUCUUUAUCUUGGAUAGAAUAAAGAUGUCGAAUGAAUUCUAUGUUAUAUCUCCAAUUAUGUUCUAAUAUAAAAAUUCAUCUUAUUGCCAUCUUCUGAUGAAGUUUUAAGUUGUUACAAGCAAGUGUUGUUUGGGGAUUUUCUAUUUAACUACGGUAGGGAGGCCCAUACUGGAGCAAUGGAAGAGCAGCCAGCACACAGGCUUUGGGAGGCAAUGCUGGAAAUUGUCCAGAGGUACAAGCUCAUUACCUGUGGAGUUGGUUUUCUUCUGAUACUUCUGCUUCCUUUCUGUGCAGCUCUCACAUAAAAGCUUGUUGUUCCCCAUUAAGAGCUCUACAGAGGUGAACUGGUAAAGGCAGGACUGAA